UUCUCUAUUGCCGUUUAAUAGCGUCACCCUGAAAUAGAUGAUUGAUACAGAAAAUCUAACCUUCGUUUUUCAAACGUUGCAUUUUCUUAUAAAGGUUAUAAAGGUUUAAAUUUAGGCUACUUCACCUUUUCCGUAGGACAGGCUGUUACGCAUGCGCAAGAGAAACACUCAUGGUCUGACGUACGCUCUGUUCCCGUCAGUUAGCAUCUGAGGAGCUGGGUAACUAGCUGCUUUGUAUUUGACACUAGUGUCGCUAAAUGACAGCUAGGUAUUAAGCAGCUAACGUUUUAGGACCACGUGACUUUCAGCAUCGAUCAUGGACGACGAAAGCCACCCCAGAACUCUGUACGUCGGAAACCUUUCCAGAGAUGUUACCGAGAUUUUGAUCCUGCAGCUCUUCACCCAGAUCGGACCCUGCAAAAGCUGCAAAAUGAUCACAGAGCACACUAGCAACGAUCCCUACUGCUUUGUGGAGUUUUUUGAACACAGAGAUGCUGCAGCGGCUCUGGCGGCCAUGAACGGGAGGAAGAUUCUGGGAAAGGAAGUCAAAGUAAACUGGGCCACCACCCCAAGUAGCCAGAAAAAAGACACUUCCAAUCACUUCCAUGUGUUUGUGGGUGAUCUGAACCCUGACAUUUCCACAGAAGAUGUUAGGGCUGCUUUCACACCGUUUGGGAAAAUCUCAGACGCCCGUGUUGUGAAGGACUUAACAACCGGAAAGUCAAAGGGGUAUGGAUUUGUGUCCUUCUACAACAAACUGGAUGCAGAAAACGCCAUCGUUCACAUGGCGGGCCAGUGGCUCGGAGGACGCCAGAUCAGAACCAACUGGGCCACCCGUAAACCCCCAGCCCCUAAAAGUCUUCAGGACAGUGUUUCGAAGCAGCUGAGGUUUGAAGAGGUGGUGACCCAGUCCAGCCCACAGAACUGCACCGUCUACUGUGGGGGGAUCCAGUCCGAACUAUCAGAGCAUCUGAUGCGACAGACGUUCUCACCGUUUGGUCAGAUCAUGGAAAUCAGGGUUUUCCCAGAAAAAGGCUAUUCUUUCAUCAGGUUUUCCUCUCACGACAGUGCAGCCCACGCCAUCGUUUCAGUAAACGGCACGUCCAUCGAGGGACACGCCGUCAAGUGCUACUGGGGGAAGGAGUCCACAGACAUGGCAAAGAACCCCCAGCAGUUUGAGUACAGCCAGUGGGGUCAGUGGAACCAGGUCUACGGGAACCCGCAGCAGCAGCAGCAGCAGCAGCAGCAGCAGCAGUACGGGCAGUAUGUGUCCGACGGCUGGCAGGUUCCCUCCUACAACAUGUACGGCCAGACCUGGAGCCAGCAGGGCUUUGGAACCGAGCAGUCGCAGUCUUCGGCCUGGAUGGGGAGUUUUGGAUCUUCUUCAGCCCAGGGAGCCGCUCCUCCUGGCGCCGGGCUGCCCAACAUGGGGAACUUCAGCAUGGCCGGGUAUCAGUCGCAGUAAGACGCUGCGCAGCCGAGCGGCAGCAGCUCUCCGCCAGCUGCCGUGGUGAAAAGAGGGCGGGGCCAUGUACACAACGCUUACGGAGCCAAAAGCUGCUCCUAAACUAUCAGUUCAGCUUUUGUUUGAGGGACAUUCAUCUACAGAUUCAGAACUCCACGUUCAGUGUUGAAAAUUCAGGUUCCUUCUAUGGAAAAAUGCUCUUGACCUUCAGAAUAAAAGCCAAACGGUAAAAAACACGGGAAAACAUCCACAGGCUGAAACAGGAAGUGACGGGACGGUCGCCGGGUUCACACCGACACCUUCACUUUAGGUUAGGAGCCGCGACAAAGAAAACCUUUGCUGUUCUUUUAGUUUGGAGUCUGACUUCUGCAAACACUUCCAGGGAGCCGUGCUGUCAAAACAGACGGGAAUGUCAGAAUUCAAACUCCCAAAUCCUUCAUUUCCCUGACGGUUGAUGAUUCAAAAACGCAGUUUCCGCUCGUCCUUCAUUUAAAUGGAUUCUUUCAGGAAACGUCACUUUAUUAACCAUCAAAAUGUCCUAAAGAUGAAAAUAAACCCACUUUUAGACUUCUCAGACACCAUUUCUGUUGAAAAAAUCCGUUUUCCAAAGAAUCCAGCAGUAUCAAAAACCUGGAAUUCAAUCCUAAAAUCUUUAUUAGCAACGACAAUGGCUUCCUUUGAGGACAGAUGUUUCUGAACAAGAACUUUGGCUUUGAACAGGAUCCGGGUGUUUUGUGAACACAGAGCUGCAAAAGUCUCUGAGAUGAUGGAGCCCCCCCCAGUGGAGGGACCUCCUCCUCUGUUGUGUUUUUGUUGUCUCUCUCAGCGCCCCCCCCCCCCCCCGCCCCCCCCCCCUCCAGCUCUCCAUUAAGUGCAGAUGUCUAAAGUAAAUGUCUCUGUCAGUAUUAAGGUUUUAACCUAAAACCCCAGUAAUGACUCAUCAGCUGUAGUACGUUACAGCAUGUCAGUGAACCACAAAACUACAACACAAUGUUCAUGAAAAGUAAGUAGCCCCGUUUAUAGAACCAAAUUAAAUCAAAUGAAUUUUUGUCGAUUCGUUUCCUUGGUAGACGUCGUCCUUUGAGUUGGAUUUUUCAGUUUUUUGUCCGGCUAAACAUCCUAAUUAUAAUCCCUCCACCGCCGGAUUUGUCUCCUUUAGAAUCUUUUAGGUCAAAGCUGAGAACUGGAGAAAGGAGUGUUUCCUGUGGUUCUCCGUUUAUUUAGAAAGAUUUUCACAUUUAGAAUUUUCUGGUGUCUUUCAGACGAAGGUAAACUCCUGUCAAAGGAGGAUCUCUGUCCAUCUCACUUUGAAAGCUCUUUUUUUGAUGAACAAAUCUGAUUUGUGGUUCUUUGAGGCGGGAAAACAAAGCGAGGGUUAGCUUGAUGUGUGUAAAUAUAAAGAUUGAUGCUAAAUCUCUGAAAGGUGAUGUACAUACUGUAGGUAGAAUGCUAGAAAGUAGUUUGCUCUUCUUCAUUUCUAGACUCUAAUUUAUGACGAGCCUUAUUAGUUGUUGAGGUCCCAUCUCUGAGGAUUUAGAGGAGGUCCGCUCUCAGCUCCGAUGGACGUCCCGUCUGUGUUCUUGUGCCAUUUCCAGGUGUGGCUGAAGCUGGAGUUUACGACGCGUCGCCUAAACACUGAAUGUAACGCCCGUUUGCUUUGAUGUCCGUAAUCUGAACACCCGGAAGGACGUUUUAAAAACUCAUCACUUCUCCAUUCAAUGGAAAAAGUCCCUUGAAAUAAAGAAACGUUUGUUUGUA
Oryzias latipes (Japanese medaka) is the source of this 3223-nucleotide messenger RNA. It is a transcript of the gene tial1, whose product is annotated as TIA1 cytotoxic granule-associated RNA binding protein-like 1. Gene Ontology annotation, molecular function: RNA binding. The record is from RefSeq and is a predicted model, not a curated record. Lineage: Eukaryota; Metazoa; Chordata; Actinopteri; Beloniformes; Adrianichthyidae.